Molecule: messenger RNA, 1132 nt
Organism: Durotheca rogersii
Lineage: Eukaryota; Fungi; Ascomycota; Sordariomycetes; Xylariales; Xylariaceae
Exons: 3
Coding region: 265-1029 (254 amino acids)
Source: RefSeq, a predicted model, not a curated record
UGUUAACAUCUGGAUACCAUUACAGACAUUCUGUCGAUAGACCCCUUUCCCGGUAUGGUAGGUAGGCAAGUACUUAGGUACAUAAUAUAGCUUGGCCCUAGAUCCACACGUUAGAUUAUUUUUGAUUCUUGGAUUUCCAGACCGCCUGUCGAUCGAGCCGCUUAAAAAACGUUGGUUCUACCUAUAGGUAUUAUUAUAGAUGCUUGUUGCGCUCAAAAAGACAUAAUAGUGAGAUAGGAAACCUUGCCGAGUUCUCAAAUCGCAAUGGCGUCUGUCGAAGAUACUAAGCGCACGAAUACCACGCUCAAGUUCAUCAACGAAAGCCUUGAAACCUUCCCCAACACCAAAUUUACGGCCAGCAGCCUCGAUUUCUACAGCGGCCAGCCGAAAGACAAUGGCGGAACGUUUUUCGAACCCUUCCAACACAUCCAAAUGCUUCAAGGCCUGGAACGGACCCAACCCUGGAAAAACCCUGGUGGGUGCCCGUCAAUAACGCCCAUAGACGAGCAUCUAGAUAGCUGCGGGCAGGCCAGGGCAGUAUGGAAUGUGAUCCUCAGUUACUUAACCCUCAAUCAAGAUGAGCUCGCUCCCGGAAUCGUCGAAGGAAAAGGAUGGAAACACUCUGGAGAUGAGAGUCUACUGGUAUUGACCGAACCCGCUCCCUGGAAAGUCGAAAGUUUCAUGGAUAAACGUGACCUUCAAAAGCCACAUAUAUUGUGUUUUUUAUCGAACAGUUCCCCUCUCGAAGAGAUGGUUCCCUCUGAGGCCGAGCUAUAUACUAUUUUAUGGACUGUCGGUAGCCGCAUGCUGGAUAAGGCAUACCAGCACCAUCGUAUUGUUCCUGUCAUUAUUGUUUCCGCUGCGGGUUACCGCCUUCGUAUCACCCAAGGUCAUGUUGACCAUGAGGAACUCGUUGUACGAAUGACUCCUGUCAUCAACUUUGCUGCGGGUGAGCACGAGAAUUGGGAUGAUUUCGCACAAACUCUAUGUUGGGUCGUGGGGAACCCCAUCGGAGUCACAACCUACUAGGUAGACUCCAUGCACUUAACCCAUGUAUCUAACGUUGAACGACGAUAUGUUGGGGGGUUGGACGUCUACGCAUAGUUUAACCGGGUUGACAGGCGAUUCAACA